Molecule: messenger RNA, 1122 nt
Organism: Colletotrichum aenigma
Lineage: Eukaryota; Fungi; Ascomycota; Sordariomycetes; Glomerellales; Glomerellaceae
Exons: 2
Coding region: 1-1122 (373 amino acids)
Source: RefSeq, a predicted model, not a curated record
AUGCUUCGGGUAAACAUCCUGUUUCUCCUCCUCUUCGCCCUCGAACGGCAUUUCACCAUCGCGGCAUCCCCGCGGGCCAUUAACCUCAAGUACGCCGCUGUUCAGCCGCCAAAGCCUACGCAACCUCCAGCCAAGAACAGCACACGAGGUACAGAUGAAGAGCUCCGGCGGCGACAGGUCACUUCCAUCGGAUCCAAAACCUGCGGGUACUAUGACGGCGACCCGACAAAGUUCCGGACUGCUGACGGCGGAUACGGCUGUCGCCUUGAUAUCAACAACGGCCUCUGGGGAUUUUGUCCUACUACAGUGAUAUCUCCAAAAGAUUGUGGGCUGGCGGGAGCUUGCGAAGACAGACAUGCGUGUGCAAACGGCUGUGGAAAGACCGGCAUCGAGGGUCUCACCACGUUUACUUGUUCAAGCACAAAUCAGUACUGCUCAACUGUCAUUCUCAAGGGAGAUUAUGAAGGCGGCUUUUCCUACAUUGCGUGCGGCGCUCAAGCUGUCGUAGAAACCCUCUUCCAAUCCCCAACAGUUGCGGCAGUUCCCAGCGUUACUAUAACUCCCGAUUCAUCGACAGCCUCUGAAACCGAAACCACAAGCAUAUCAACAGAUGCGAAAUCCUCGCAAGCCUCGACGUCAUCAACCUCGACAGGAGCGACAGCUACGGGUGCGCUACAAUCAUCCACGGAAUCUACUGCUGCAGCCAGCGAGACAGCCACUCCAGCAGGACAAGAUAACAGUGAUGGAGAUUCUUCCAGUACACCCAAUACCACAGGCAUCAUUAUCGGCGGUGUCAUCGGCGGCAUUGCCAUAGUGUGCGUUACUGUUGUCACGGCCGUCUACCUUCUCCGUCGCAACAGGGGUAGCAAGGAGAACAACGAAGGGAGGAGCAGUCGCUUCUUUUCGUGGAGAAAAUCAUCUCAGAAACCUCCCACCUAUGAUCAAAGCGAAGCUACUCAAGUUGAUCAAAAUUUGCAGUACACCGCGGAUAAUAACAAGACCUACGCCGGAUGGGGGCCAGCGGAAGUGUACGGCUCAGAGGCAUGGAGGAACCCGACCGCUCCCGUUGAAAUGCCAAGUGCGCCUGCGCCUCCUGUUGAGCUUCCCAGUCGACGUUACUAA